Anisakis simplex (herring worm) is the source of this 1425-nucleotide messenger RNA. The record is from the annotation of a GenBank genome assembly. Lineage: Eukaryota; Metazoa; Nematoda; Chromadorea; Rhabditida; Anisakidae.
AUGACAUCAACUCUCGCCGUCAUCGUGAAUCGCACUCUUCAGCGAAAUGGAGUGGGUAUAUGUUCUGCACGUACAUUAGUGUCGAGCGCAGCACAAAAGAAAGAAGCACCGAAGAAGACAUCCUUUGGUCCAUUGAGUGAUAACGAUCGAAUAUUCACCAAUUUAUAUGGACGUCAUGAUUAUAAAUUGAAGGGUGCUCUUGCAAGGGGGGAUUGGUACAAAACCAAGGAGAUAAUAUUGAAAGGUCAAGAGUGGAUUCUCAAAGAGAUCAGCACAUCUGGACUCCGCGGUCGAGGCGGCGCCGGUUUUCCAAGUGGUAUGAAAUGGGGUUUUAUGAAAAGACCAUUUGAUGGACGACCGAAGUAUUUGGUGGUGAAUGCAGACGAAGGUGAGCCAGGCACGUGUAAAGAUCGUGAAAUAAUGAGACACGAUCCACAUAAAUUGGUGGAAGGUUGUCUCAUUGCGGGCGUUGCGAUGGGUGCUCGUGCUGCUUAUAUUUAUAUCCGCGGUGAAUUCUACAAUGAAGGUUGCAAUCUGCAAGAAGCUGUUCAUGAAGCUUAUAAGGCGGGUUAUCUGGGUAAGGAUUGUUGUGGCACUGGUUACAGUUUCGAUAUAUUUGUUCACCGUGGUGCCGGAGCUUACAUUUGUGGUGAAGAAACGGCAUUAAUAGAAUCGUUGGAAGGUAAGCAAGGAAAGCCUCGCCUCAAGCCACCAUUCCCAGCAGAUAUCGGUUUAUUCGGAUGUCCAACCACCGUCACAAACGUUGAGACCGUAGCUGUAGCACCAACGAUUUGCAGACGUGGUGGUAAUUGGUUUGCCUCGUUUGGAAGAGAACGAAAUCAUGGUACAAAACUGUUCUGUAUCUCUGGAUGUGUCGUGAAUCCGUGCACGGUUGAGGAAGAGAUGUCGAUUCCACUCAAGGAUCUUAUUGAACGUCAUUGUGGUGGUGUUAUUGGUGGUUGGGAUAAUCUUUUAGCUAUCAUUCCUGGUGGUUCUUCUGUACCUCUCAUACCCAAAAAAAUAUGUGAGGAAGUAUUGAUGGAUUUUGAUUCGUUGGUUCAAGUGAAGAGUGGAUUGGGUACUGCUGCAGUGAUUGUGAUGAAUAAACAGGUCGACAUUGUCAAGUGUAUUGCCAGACUCUCGCUGUUCUACAAACAUGAAAGUUGUGGACAGUGUACACCAUGCCGUGAAGGAUGUCAUUGGCUGAAUAAAGUAAUGUGGCGUUUCGUGGAUGGCAGAGCAAAACCGGAUGAAAUUGAUAUGCUGUGGGAGAUAAGCAGACACAUGGAGGGACAUACCAUCUGUGCACUUGCUGAUGCAGCCGCAUGGCCUGUACAGGGUUUAAUUCGUCACUUCCGUCCGAUGCUAGAAGAAAGGAUGCAACAGUACAAUAUUGGUGACAAUAGAAAGGCAGCGACCGCUUAA